Messenger RNA from Cornus florida, 645 nucleotides. RefSeq lists its product as uncharacterized. The record is from RefSeq and is a predicted model, not a curated record. Gene Ontology annotation, molecular function: protein binding. Bases 1 to 645 code for a protein of 214 amino acids. NCBI's taxonomy places the organism in Eukaryota, Viridiplantae, Streptophyta, Magnoliopsida, Cornales, Cornaceae. The transcript has a single exon.
AUGGUGGACAUGGUGAAUGACAUUCUUUUACAGGCCGUCCUAAUUCUCGUCGUCGUCUUCAUGUUUCUUCUGAUGUACAAUGUUCCCCAAAAAGCCCUAUCGAAGAUCAGCUUCGGAAGCCGAACCAACCUCCAAGCCAAGCGCCACUUCGUCCAAGGCGCUCAGCUCCUCGAGAAAGCCAGAUCCGCCAAGGACGGCGUCGCCGCCUCUUCCCUGGCCAAAUCCGCCGCCGAGGAAGCCGAUAAAGCGGUCGGACUCAAUCCGAAGGACGCCGCAGCUCACAUCCUCAAAGCGCUAGCUCUGGAGCUCCAGGGCUACAAGACCUCGGCCCUCGAUGCGCUCGACGUGGCUCUCUCGCCGAUGGCCGUUAAGUCGCUGUCCGAUGAGGAGAGAGGGGACGCGUUGUUCAAGAGGGCGGAGCUGAAAGUGGCGAUGAGUCGGACAGAAAGAGUUGACUCGGCGAUUGCGGACCUGGUUGACUCGGUGAAGUUCAGGACUGAUAAUCCGAGAGCGUUUUUUGUUUCGGGUCAGUGUUACGAGACCAAAGGUAUGACGGUGGAGGCCAAGAAGGCCUAUGAGGACGCUCUUAGGGUCCAGCCCAUGUUCACCGUGGCCCAAGAGGCACUGGACCGUUUGGGUUCAUAG